UGUCUCAGGAACUCUGACAGCACCGGGCGCGGAGACGGUGUCUAAUUUUAAACUCCUGCCUGGUGCAUUUGUGUAUGUGUGAGCUCGAUUUUCAGCCCCCUGCCUCCCCCUCCGCAGCAAGGAGACUGGCUCUGCAGCAGAAGAGAACCAGAAGGGGUUUUGGUCUGGGGCCGGGGGUCUCAGCCGGGGGAGAAGUGAGGGAGGGGCCGGGGGACAGCAGCUGGCAGAGGCAGCUAGGGAAGGAAGAUCAUGGAGUCUGCUUCUGCCCAGGAUGAUCAGAAGAAAAAGCAACAGAAAGAGAAGUCCAAGAAACCGGUGCCAGCCAGGGCUCUGUUCUGCUUAACCCUUCAGAAUCCCUUGCGGAAAGCGUGCAUCAGCAUCGUGGAAUGGAAGCCCUUCGAGAUCAUCAUCCUGCUGACCAUCUUCGCCAACUGCGUGGCCCUGGCCGUCUACCUGCCCAUGCCGGAGGACGAUACCAACGCGACCAACUCCAGCCUGGAGAAGAUAGAAUACAUCUUCCUGAUCAUCUUCACCAUCGAAGCCAUGCUGAAGAUCAUUGCCUAUGGGUUUCUCCUCCACACGGACGCCUACCUCCGCAACGGCUGGAACGUGCUGGACUUCGCCAUCGUCUCCUUGGGGCUGGUCACCGUGAUGGUGGAGCAGAUCAACGUGAUGCAGGGGGCGCCGCAGGCGGGGAAGGGCGGCUUUGACGUCAAAGCCCUGCGAGCUUUCCGCGUGCUGAGACCCCUGCGCCUGGUGUCCGGAGUGCCAAGCCUGCAGGUGGUGCUCAACUCCAUCAUCAAGGCCAUGGUGCCCCUGCUGCACAUCGCCCUGCUGGUCCUCUUCAUGAUCAUCAUCUACGCCAUAGUCGGGCAGGAGCUGUUCAAGGGCAAGAUGCACAAGACCUGCUACUACGUCGGGACAGACAUCAUUGCCACGGUGGAAUGGGAGAAGCCGUCGCCAUGCGCCAGCUCCGGCCAUGGGCAUCACUGCACCAUCAACGGCACCGAGUGCAGGGGCGGGUGGCCGGGGCCCAACAACGGCAUCACCCACUUUGACAACUUUGGCUUUGCCAUGCUGACCGUGUACCAGUGCAUCACCAUGGAGGGGUGGACGGAGGUCCUCUACUGGGUGAACGACGCCAUCGGGAACGAGUGGCCCUGGAUUUAUUUCGUCAGCCUCAUCCUGCUGGGAUCUUUCUUCGUGCUCAACUUGGUGCUGGGCGUGCUCAGUGGGGAAUUCACCAAGGAGCGCGAGAAGGCCAAGUCGCGGGGCACAUUCCAGAAGCUGCGGGAGAAGCAGCAGCUGGAGGAGGAUCUGAAGGGCUACAUGGACUGGAUCAUUCACGCCGAAGUCAUGGACAGCCACCGGGCCAGAGAAGGGAUGCUGCCAUCAGAGGAAGGGGGCUCCGAGACAGAGAGCCUGUAUGAAAUCGAGGGCAUGAACAAAUGGAUCCUCUUCUUCCGGCAUUGGAGGCGAUGGAACCGCCUGUACCGCAGGAAGUGCCGCGAGGUGGUGAAGUCCAAGUUUUUCUAUUGGCUGGUGAUCCUGCUCAUCAUGCUGAACACCCUGGCCAUAGCGUCCGAGCACCACCAGCAGCUGGAGUGGAUGACCUAUGCGCAAGACAGCGCCAACCGGGUGCUGCUGGCGCUCUUUGCGGCCGAGAUGCUGCUGAAGAUGUACGCGCUGGGCCUGCACCAGUACUUCAUGUCCCUCUUCAACCGCUUCGACUGCCUGGUGGUGUGCAUCGGCCUGCUGGAGAUCGUCCUGGUGCAGCUCGGCGUCAUGUCGCCCCUGGGCAUCUCCGUCCUGCGCUGCAUCCGCCUGCUGAGGAUCUUCAAAAUCACCAGGCACUGGGCCUCGCUGAGUAACCUGGUGGCCUCGCUGCUGAACUCCAUGAAAUCCAUCGCGUCCCUGCUGCUCCUGCUCUUCCUCUUCAUCAUCAUCUUCUCCCUGCUGGGCAUGCAGCUCUUCGGGGGCAAGUACGACUUUGAAGACAUGGAGGUGCGGCGCAGCACCUUCGAUAACUUCCCCCAGGCGCUCAUCAGCGUCUUCCAGAUCCUGACAGGAGAAGACUGGAAUUCAAUCAUGUACAACGGGAUCAUGGCUUAUGGAGGGCCCUCCUUCCCCGGCAUGCUGGUCUGCAUUUACUUCAUCAUUCUCUUUGUCUGCGGGAACUAUAUCCUGCUCAAUGUCUUCCUGGCCAUCGCUGUGGACAAUCUGGCUGAGGCCGAGAGCCUGACCUCCGCCCAGAAAGCCAAGGCGGAAGAGAAGAAGCGGAGGAAAAUGUCCCGGGGUUACCCAGAGAAAUCGGAGGAGGAAAAGCUCCUGUUGGCCAAGAAGCUGGAGCAGAAAGCCAAGGCCGAGGGAAUCCCCACCACAGCCCAGGUCAGUGUCGAUACCCCCACAUGGGCUGGCGAGGCCACCGUCCUGCCUGGAGACCCGCCCCGUCUCCUGCCGCCCGACCCUGGCUCCCCUCCCCCCCCCCCCGUGUCACCCCCCCCAGGGGCAGCGUCUCAGCCGCCUCCCCUCUCCCUCCCCAGGAUCCGGGUGCUGUGCCACAGGAUCGUCAACGCCACCUGGUUCACCAACUUCAUCCUGCUCUUCUUCCUGCUCAGCAGCAUCUCCCUGGCCGCGGAGGAUCCCAUCCAGCCCGAUUCCUUCAGGAACCAGGUCCUGGGAUAUUUCGACAUCGGCUUCACCUCUGUGUUCACCGUUGAAAUAGUCCUGAAGGUGACUGCCGAUGGGGCCGCGUUGGGGCGGGCCUCUUCCUGCCGGAAUUACUUCAACAUCCUGGACCUGGUGGUGGUGGCUGUCUCCCUCAUCUCCAUGGGAAUUGAGUCCAGUGCCAUCUCUGUGGUGAAGAUCCUGAGGGUGCUGCGAGUCCUGCGGCCGCUGCGGGCCAUCAACAGAGCCAAGGGGCUGAAGCACGUGGUCCAGUGCGUCUUCGUGGCCAUCAAGACCAUCGGCAACAUCGUGAUCGUCACCACCUUGCUGCAGUUCAUGUUCGCCUGCAUCGGGGUGCAGCUGUUCAAGGGCAAGUUUUACAGCUGUACGGAUCUGGACAAGAUGACGGAGAAGGAGUGCAGAGGCAACUUCAUUCUCUACGUGGACGGCAGCCCCACGCAGCUGGAGCUGCACUCGCGCGAGUGGGUGCACAACGCCUUCCACUUCGACAACGUCCUCUCGGCCAUGAUGUCGCUCUUCACCGUCUCCACCUUCGAGGGCUGGCCGCAGCUGCUGUACAAGGCCAUCGACACCCACACGGAGGACAUGGGCCCCAUCUACAACUACCGGGUGGAGAUCGCCAUCUUCUUCAUCAUCUACAUCAUCCUCAUCGCCUUCUUCAUGAUGAACAUCUUCGUGGGCUUCGUCAUCGUCACUUUCCAGGAGCAGGGCGAGAGCGAGUACAAGAACUGUGAGCUGGACAAGAACCAGCGCCAGUGUGUCCAGUACGCGCUGAAAGCCCGCCCGCUGAGACGCUACAUCCCCAAGAACCCCUACCAGUACAAGAUCUGGUACGUGGUGACCUCCUCCUACUUCGAGUACCUCAUGUUCUUCCUGAUCAUGCUGAACACCGUCUGCCUGGGCAUGCAGCACUACAACCAGUCAACCGAGAUGAACUAUCUCUCGGACAACCUGAAUGUGGCCUUCACCAUCCUCUUCACCGUGGAGAUGUUCCUCAAGCUCAUGGCCUUUAAAGCCAAGGGCUAUUUCGGCGACCCCUGGAACGUCUUCGAUUUCCUCAUCGUCAUCGGCAGCAUCAUCGACGUCAUCCUGAGCGAGAUCGAUACGUUUCUUGCUUCCAGUGGCGGACUGUACUGCCUGAGCGGAGGCUGUAGUGGCAUUGAUUCCGCGGACAAUUCCCGCGUCUCCAUCACCUUCUUCCGACUUUUCCGGGUGAUGAGGUUGGUGAAGCUGCUGAGCCGGGGGGAAGGAGUCAGGACCCUGCUCUGGACCUUCAUCAAGUCCUUUCAGGCCCUGCCCUACGUGGCGUUGCUCAUCGUGAUGCUCUUCUUCAUCUACGCUGUGAUCGGGAUGCAGAUGUUUGGGAAAAUCGCCAUGGUGGAUGGAACCCAAAUCAACCGGAACAACAACUUCCAGACCUUCCCACAAGCCGUGCUGCUGCUCUUCAGGUGUGCGACGGGCGAGGCCUGGCAGGAGAUCCUGCUGGCCUGCAGCUAUGGGAAGCAGUGUGACGCCAAGUCCGACUUCGCCCCCGGGGAGGAGUACACCUGCGGCACCGGCUUCGCCUACUUCUACUUCAUCAGCUUCUACAUGCUCUGCGCCUUCCUGAUUAUCAACCUCUUUGUCGCCGUCAUCAUGGACAACUUCGACUACCUCACACGGGACUGGUCCAUCUUGGGUCCGCACCACCUGGACGAAUUCAAAAGAAUCUGGGCAGAAUACGACCCAGAAGCCAAGGGGAGAAUCAAACACCUGGAUGUGGUUACCCUGCUGAGACCCAUCCAGCCUCCCCUGGGCUUCGGGNNNNCAUGCCUGGGGUCUGUCGUGCAGCGCCUGGUGGGCAUGAACAUGCCCCUGAACAGCGACGGCACCGUCACCUUCAACGCCACCCUCUUCGCGCUGGUGAGGACAGCCCUCAAGAUCAAGACGGAAGGUAACUUUGAGCAGGCCAACGAAGAGCUGAGAGCCAUUAUCAAGAAGAUCUGGAAGAGAACCAGCAUGAAACUCCUGGACCAGGUCAUUCCGCCGAUCGGAGAGGAUGAGGUGACCGUGGGCAAGUUCUACGCGACCUUCCUCAUCCAGGAGCACUUCAGGAAGUUCAUCAAGCGCCAGGAGGAGUAUUACGGCUAUCGGCCCAAAAAGAACGCCGUCGCUAUCCAGGCUGGCCUGAGAAGCAUUGAGGAGGAAGCCGCGCCGGAGGUCCGCCGAGCCAUCUCUGGGGACCUGACGGCUGAGGAGGAGCUGGAGAGAGCCAUGGUGGAGGCAGCCAUAGAGGAAGGGAUAUACAGGAGGACCGGUGGCUUGUUUGGCCAGAUUGACUCCUUCCUGGAGCGGAGCAGCCCCCUACAGCCCCACGUGACCAGCCAGAGGCCCCUCCAGUUCACCGAGAUGGGGAGUGAAGACUUGGACUCCCCCGUCUUCCUCGAUGACUUCCCCCCUGGCGGGAACACCAACACCAACAACAGCAAUGCAGCCGCCGCAGGGUAAUGCUCCGCAGUCGGAGACAGCCCCCCGGGAGGUGCUGUGUGUACGAACGGGGCGGCCUCGUACGAGAGGAACCCCUUCGUCCCCUCGGCCGCCGUGGCGUGGAGAGCAGGGAGACGCUCAGGGCCUGUGGGCGCGUAUGCAUGGGGGCAGCUGCAGGGGCGUGACUGGGCGUGGGUGUGCACGUCUGGGCUUGUGUGUUAACUAAGGGGGGGCCUUUGAAACCAGCGAUCCCCGUACAGCCGGCGCAGAUCCUGUUUCUACCAGCAGGGGUCGGACUCAUCCCGGCAGCCGGCCCGUUGCCUCUGCCCGUCUGUGUUCGAUUUACCCCAAAGGAAGAGCUGGCCACAGAUUAGUUAGUGUCUAGAACAGAUUUCGAGCAGCAGUGAGCAUCCGAAUGGGGGGAUACAAGGGCCCGCCACCGCUCCGCUCCUCAGCCCCCCGCAGCUCGGCCGCCGGGUCCACUUCCCGCCAUCUCUCGCCACGGGAAAGCCUUGUCCGGCCUAUUUUAGUCCCUCCGCUACUUUCCCGCCCUACAUUUUAUGUCACUGCGAUUUCAUUUGGCAAGUUUCAUUGGGAGGUUUCCCCUCCUUCUCCUGGACCUUCCUUUGUGCCAAUCAGUCCCCAAGGGGUAGCCCUGCCGGGCUCUGUCCCCCGCGGUGACGCACGCCAGAGGUGCCGGCAGUGUUUGGGGAAGUCCCCCGUCCCCUCGGAGCGUGCACUGCAUCUGGGGAUUAGGGGCAGGGCCCAAAGCAACAGAGAGACUAGCACUCCUCCCCUCCCAGGCAUUGGCCUCAGUAUCGCAGGCCCGGUCAGUCAGAGACGAAGCCCUAGAAGGGGAGAGAGCCCACUUCUCAGGCAGAGAAUGGGGACAAAGGGCAGGUCACCCCAUCGACCCGCUCACAGGAGCCAUCAUGUCCCCUAAAGGGCACCAUAGACUGAGACCGGCACUUGUGCCAUGUAAGACGCCUGGGAUGGAUGACACGCCAUGACACGCAUGGGGCCACCUCGCAGCCAGUGGCACUGGCGUCUGACCCCUGCUCUGAAGUGAGACAGGACCCUGCCUCCGCCUCCCUCCUCCGCGCUGCCGUUCAGCUCCGGGACCGGCUGAAGGGUUCACCAUAGGCUGUCGGUGCCCUGCGGCUCCUUCCAGGCUUUGUUUGUCUGACGAGCUCGUCAUUUCGAAUGAGCCUCGCUCCGCUGCUAUGGAAACCCG
Pelodiscus sinensis (Chinese soft-shelled turtle) is the source of this 6388-nucleotide messenger RNA. NCBI's taxonomy places the organism in Eukaryota, Metazoa, Chordata, Testudines, Trionychidae. The record is from RefSeq and is a predicted model, not a curated record.